AUGUGUAGUGUGAAUAGCUCAGAGACUCCCUGGCUACUAAGAUUUACGUGUCCGAGAUCUGUGAGGGAACACGAUCAGCAAAGGCCUUGGCAGGCAGUACCUGAUGAAAGUCGAGACAUUACUGCUUCUGCUCAGAGCAUCUUGGACAGGGAAAAUUAUUUUGUGAGGGAGGUGGACAGAUAUUUGAGACACAAUGAUUUCUUAAAUCUGAGAAAGAAGGAGAUCCUCUACAAGAAAUGGCUUAAGGAUGUUUCAGAGCCACUGCUGCAGAAAAUUGAGGACAAAAUGCACAGCCAGUCAAGCGAAGAAAUACGGAAAAGGAAAGAACAGCAACUCUCUCUCUAUUUAAACUACUGUGAAAAGAAGGGUUAUGUGGCUUUGGAAGUGUAUGACCUGUCAGAGUACGAUCCGUUCUUCCUGAAGACGUGUACAGACUGCUGGAAGGUUUCAAUACCAAUAUUACAGGAUCCUCUGUUAAAAGACAUUCAAAGAAAGUUUGUUGAGACAGGCGUUAUCAAGCAGUGCGAGACAGGAAGACCAUGUUCUACCAGAGAGCUGAAGGAACUCAGUAAAGCAGAACUGCUUCCUUUGAGCCGGCAACAUAUGGAUGCGGUUGAGUGGCUGAAGAUACCACACGCCUACAUUGCUAGUGAUGUCCACCAAACAAAGAGGUAA
Balearica regulorum gibbericeps (East African grey crowned-crane) is the source of this 675-nucleotide messenger RNA. The record is from RefSeq and is a predicted model, not a curated record. Lineage: Eukaryota; Metazoa; Chordata; Aves; Gruiformes; Gruidae.